Molecule: messenger RNA, 7576 nt
Organism: Carcharodon carcharias (great white shark)
Lineage: Eukaryota; Metazoa; Chordata; Chondrichthyes; Lamniformes; Lamnidae
Product: beta-1,4 N-acetylgalactosaminyltransferase 1-like
Exons: 12
Coding region: 150-1724 (524 amino acids)
Biological process (GO): ganglioside biosynthetic process
Cellular component (GO): Golgi membrane
Molecular function (GO): hexosyltransferase activity
Source: RefSeq, a predicted model, not a curated record
CCUGGAAAAACUCAGCAGAUCUGGUAGCAUCGGCAGAGGAGAGCACAGUUAACACCCCGAGUCUCCACAACCCCCCAACAGAGAGGCAACAGGAGAGAGACAGACAAACAACACUUAUUUCCUCUCACCACCUGUCCGUAAGCAGAAGGAUGCGCCUAGUCAAGAAGUGUCAAUGCUGUCUGAUCCUGGUGUGUCUGCUCCUUGGAAUACUCAUCCUGUAUUACAGGCAAUUUGAGUGUGCUGUGGACAUUGGCUACAAAUCACUGAGUAGUCCAAGCAACCAGCUUGAAUAUGUGUUCAAGAAGCCUGGAGAACAAUACUCCCAUAUACCAUAUAAAAGGAAAGAGACUAUUGUCGGGCAGCUCACAAGAAACGACUGCAGUUGUGAAGAAUGGGAGACUCCAUUAAGCAGCUUCAUCAGUCGAGCAUCUGUUACCAAGUUGGAGCUGGCCUUUGAAGCAGUGGAACGCCAAGAGGUGAAGCAAAGGAGAGAAAAGGAGUAUCAACAUUUUCUACAAAGGACAAGGUCGUCUGCCGACAAGUUGCUUUUUGCCAAAGCGAACUCUCCCUUGGAGUACCCAAUUCAAGGUGUUGAAGUGCGGCCCAUGAAGACCAUCUUAAUACCAGGUUUAAAGCUGCAAGCUCAAUCGCAGAAUCUUUUUGAGGUGAACCUCACAGCAACUUUGGGAACCUUUGAUGUGGCGGCAGAGGUCGAUGGGGUCAAGGUCAAAGGUGAAGGGGAGAUGCACCUGUCUCUCUCGAGCUCUCGAGUGGACAACCUGAACCGUCAGCUCCAGUUUGUCACUUACACCAACACUGUCUUCAACCCAAACACGGCUGAUACAGUGUUGUUCAAGACAGAUGGACAUCAGGCUGAAUUUACCAUUAAGAUUCGACAUCCUGUCAUACCGAGGCUUUAUAAUGUUAAGAACCAGUCAGGCUAUAACAUCAGUGCCUUGGUAACUAUAGCAACCAAAACGUUUCUGAGAUAUGACAAGCUGAGGGAGCUGAUAUCGAGCAUUAGGAAGUAUUACCCCAAUGUCACCAUUGUAAUCGCAGAUGACAACGACAAACCACAAAAGAUUGAAGGAGCAUUCAUUGAGCAAUACUUCAUGCCAUUUAAGAAGGGUUGGUUUGCCGGGCGAAACUUGGCUGUCUCCCAGGUCAAAACGAAAUAUCUGCUGUGGGUCGACGAUGACUUUAUCUUCGCUGCAGACACCAAGCUGGAGAAAAUGGUGGACCUGCUGGAGAAAACAACUCUGGAUUUAGUUGGAGGCUCGGUGAGAGAGGUAACAACUUAUUCAGCCACAUAUCUGCACAAACUGAGUGUGGUACCAGGUGGAGAGGAGGGAGACUGCCUCACCAUUCGCAAGGGAUACUACCACGCAGUAAAAGGUUUCCCUAACUGUGUCGUCACAGACGCCAUAAUUAACUUCUUUAUGGCCCGAACGGAAAAGAUGCAGCAAGUUGGAUUUGACCCUGAUAUAACAAGACAAGGGCACUUAGAAUUCUUCAUCGAUAACUUGGGCCUCCUCCAUAUUGGAUCCUGCAGUGAUGUCAUGGUAGACCACGCCUCCAAAAUCAAGAUGCCUUGGACAAAGAAGAGUGAAACUGAGAAAAUGUAUUCCCAAUUGCGGUAUGUCCGGGGAUCGGAGGUGGAUAGCAACUUUCCGAACAAACUGUUUUAUUUCAAAAACCGGCUUAAAUGCAUCAGGAGCAGCUGAGGAGGCUGUUUUUAAAUUCAAAUGUUUUGAAAACUCAGGUAUCCAGCUGCAGGUUUAAUUUCGACUGUUUUGCCUCACUUCCGCUUAAGAACUCCACCUUAAAUUGUGGAAGUCACUCUCCCCCAGAAUCUCAAAGAUUGUGGGACUCUUUAGCUUUUCUUACCACUGCCAAACCACUGCUUCUAGACUUAGCUUGUCUUCUCUCCUCUUUACAAACCCGGGCAGUGCAUCCUGCAACAUGGUGAACCCUUCAGCUUCUUAGCUUACAAAUACAUUUCCCGAUUGAUAGACUUUGAGUGGAUUGUGCCGUGGUUCCUUUUUGGAUCCGUAUUGAUUUGAUAACUUUCUAUCAAUAAGUAUUGAUUUUUUUUUUAAGAGAAAAAAGCAAAAUUUGGGCAGUUUGCAAUAUGAGAAAUUAGCACCGUCUAACAACAGGCCAUUUUAGUGACUAAUCCCAACUGUUUGAAAGUGUGUUCACACACAGAAUUCCUUAGGCUGUUUAUCUUAACAAAGGUAUCAACCUGGUUAAGUUUGUUCAAGGCACCAACUAUAUAACCUCAAUGACUAGAGCAGUUAGAGCCAACCAAAACAAGGAGCUGGAGGGGAGAUUUGCCAAGAUUGCAUGUGAGGAACUGUCCACCUUUCAAGUGAUUGGCUUUGAUUCCCCCCACACCAACACCAGGUAGAAAGGUACUCAGGGAUGUGCUCCUCCCUGACUUCACUGCUUUAUGACUCCAUUCCCCAAUACUCUGAACCAUCUAUUUCCCCACACCCAAGUCCUUCACCAUGAGGGCAAAGCUAGAAACUCACCAAUCCUGCAUUCCUUCUCCAAUAGCUGCAUGCACAGGGGCAUGUCCAGAGGGGAAGUAUUUUAGAUAGAAUUACAUGGGAGUUUACAGGCCAUUCAGCCCGACAGGUCCAUACUGGUGUUUAGACUGUGCACAAGACUCCUCCUAUGCCUAAGAUAAAAGCAAAACACUGCGGAUGCUGGAAAUCUGAAACAAAAACAGAAAAUGCUUGAAAAACUCAGCAGGUCUGACAGCUUCUGUGGAGAGAAUCUGCAUCUGUUUCUCUCUCCACAGAUGCUGUUAGACCUGCUGGGUUUGUCCAGCAUUUUCUGUUUUUUCUCCUCCUAGUCCUCUUCAUCUUGCCCUUAUCAUCACAUCCUUUGAUUCCUUUCUCCACCAUGUACUUACCUAGACUCCUGUUAAAUUCAGCUCUGGUAUUCACUUCAACUACUCCUGGUGGGAGAGAGUUCCACUUUCUAACCAUUCCUUGCAUUAGAGAGCUUCUCCCAAAUCCUGAUUGGAUUUAUUAGUGACCAUCUUAUAUAUAUAUUGCAAGCAGGGAAUGGAAUAUCCUUGAAGAAACGGGCAGGACUAGCAGAAGGUGUGGCACUUUAAGAAAGUUACUGCAAAGCAGCAACUGUACAGCAAAGAAGCUUUAAAUUAGGGCAAAAGGCAAGAGAUCCAACAUGCAAUUGCUAAACAAUGACAGGCUUCCUUAAGAGUAAUGACCCAACACCAGGCCAGGGGUUAUCCUUUGUCACUGCUAGACUGGUCACUGCACAUCUCAGCAUCUGUUCAGCUACUCCAGACAGAUUUUAUGGUUCAGUCCAAUUUAAAUAUUUUUGUGAGGAUUAACAAGCCUUUCACAUACCAUGCUGAUGCCACCGUUAGAUUGCCUGCACCUGCCAACAUGCCACCAAACAUAUGUGCCAUCCCUUCCAUACCUACUGGGCAUUGACUAUUGGAAAUGGCACCUUCAGAUUCCGGGUCAAUGUCAUACGGCCAGGUUGCCGUGGCGUUGGGCUAACUCUAGAGGCCUUUAAAAAUGAAGGGUGGGACCCUCUAUUUGAAAUUAGUGCUGAGUUCAAACAGACCCCAUGUCUGCAGCUCCAAGGGCCUUAACCUGUAUGUGAGAGUCACAAAUUUAUGGAUGAGAUGUAAACACUCUUGAAAGGCAGACAAGGUCUGUAGAAGUGUCAUGAUCUGAAGUUAUUUAAAUCCCUACCCCUUUUAAGAAUGAAAAAAAAGACAAAAGGCUAAAGGUGUCAGUUAGAGUAAAAUACCAAACACCCACUGCUGGAGUGCAUUGACAGGCCAUCUGGUCUAGCUUAGAAUAAACCAAGAGCCAUCUGUUCCUGCAGUUUCAAUACAGUUUCAUUGUUGACAUUUCCCGAGGACUUUUUUUUAUUCAUUCACAGGAUAUGGGUAUUGCUGGCUAGGCCAGCAUUUAUUGCCCAUCCCUAUAGCUCUUGAAACUGUCAUUACAGGUGAGCCCAUAAUGAAUGCUUGGCUGAGUUUCAAAAGCUCAAAGCAUCUGAGCGGGGGGCUGAGAUCCCAUUUUGAUUUUUGAAUGCAUUUCAUGAAUGAGAGUCUUUUUCAGCAUCAAGUGUGUAUGAGUGAGAGCUCUCUUAGAUUGUUAGAAGUUUAACUUUUUUUCAUCUCCACAUGGCUCCUGUGGUCUGUCCCUAGUGGCUAAUGGGUGAGUGGCUUUGGAGAUGGCAUGGGCAGUAUGGCAUGCAUGGAGAUGGUAUGGGGGAUAUGAGAGAGCAUGCAGGUGGCAUGGGAUUAUGGUGGGAUUCAUGAGGGGGCACGGGGGGUAGAUUGGGGAGAGGGUGUUGAGAGAUGAGGGCUAGAGGGCCUGACAGCCUUUUAUACAAUUGGGCUGAAGCCUCAGAGAGCCAAGGUAGGUCUUCUAGCCAUCCGGCUUUGGCACUUUCCCAUCCCUGUGGCUUUCACAGAACUUCCUCCAUAGGUGGCAGCCCUGACUCGCUCAUGCUCCCCCUCCCCCACCCUACACAACUCCCAGAGAAAAACCCAUAUGUAUGGGGGGUCUUUUCCAUGGAGACGGGUUUGUCGAGUUGAGAGAUUUCCUAAUUCGAGCUUUAAUUGGCAAAAAUCUGGCCCAUAGACUCCUAGAGUCAUUUACGGCUCAGAUGAUGGCCAUUCGGCCUAUUGAGUCCAUGCCAAUGGAGCCACCCCUUGAAGCAAUCCAGUCAGUCCCACGUCCGCUCUAUCCCCGUAGCCCUACAGCUUAAUUUCCUUCAAGUGCCCAUCCAAUUAUCUUUUGAAAUCAUUGAUUGUCCCUGCUUCCAUCACCCUCAUGGGUAGUGAGUUCCAGGCCAUUACUGUUUGCUGUGUAAAAAAAAGUUCUCCCUCACAUCAUGGGAUGUGGGCAUCGCUGGCUGGGCCCAGCAUUUAUUGCCCAUCCCUAAUUGCCCCUUGAGAAGACUGUUGGACUAGUCCAUGGGACAGCUCUCCUAAUUUUGGCACAAGCUCCCAGAUGUUAGUGAAGGGUCUGGCAAGGUGGACUGAGCUGUGUGUGCCUUUGUCAUGGCCAGUGCCUGGGUCAAUGUCAGGUGAUCCAUUGUCAUUCUAUAUCAAUUGUAUUCAUUUUUAUAUUAACGUUACAUUCACUUGUGCUCCUAUUGAUAAACACAGACUAAAACUGUAGUUGUUGGUUGAGGGAGAGCACGUUUCGAAUGUGUGUUUCUAAAUGAAUGACUAUAAAAGUACCUAUCCUUCAGCAUCUGGCAUUCUGGAAUAGAACAGUCAGUCCAGGUUUAUUCUUACUUUACUUUCUCGUUGCAUUUUUGAGACAACUAAGUGGCUUGCCAGGCCAUAUAGGACAGUUAAGCAUCAACCACAUUAUUGUGCACCUGGAUUCACACAGACUGGGUAAGAAUGGCAGAUUCUCUUCCCCAAACCAAAGGCAGGUUUUUCCAACAAUUCAUUAGUUUCAUGGACACCGUUACCGAGACUACCUUUUUAUUCCCAAUUCUUCGGGAGUGUCAAUUUGGGGGACACCUUUGGUCGCUAUUUACUAUGAGCUAUGGUCAGGCUGUCGAAACCCAUUUCAUUGAGCCCCCUUAAAGCCAGUAACGAGAGCAGACUUUAGGAACAUUAGCUUGAGCAGUGUUCAAUUAUAGAAUUUAUUGCUACCGUUAUUGCAGCUAACUGUGUCACUAAGUCCCAGGACUGUUGAUGUCUAAAAGUAGUAUGAUUCCAAGUAUAUUUUAAGGGUGCAAAAUAAUUAGAAAAAGCUUAGCCUUGGAGCCAUUCUUGGAAACACAGGGAGAACGGAAUAGUAUAUUAGCACGCAAGGCUCAAAAUCAUGUUGAUAUGUCCUACAUAAUCCGACAAAGCAAAUUUAAAAAGAUAACCAUGAGCAGGAAUGCAGUGACACAUUUAACUUUCCCAUUACCUCAGAGUUAUCAAGGGCUGGCCAGCCACAACCCAAAAUUACCAACGGUUAUUUGGCUACUAUAACUAGUCAUCCCCACAUCAUGUUGCGAAAAUCUGAUUUCACAGUGACAAUAACUCAACAGCAGCUGUGCUCUACUUAAUAUAAACUUCAAUGUUUAACUUGGUUCAGUGACUAGCACUGUCUGAGUCAGAAAUUGAACAUGCGCAUUAGGAGCAGGAGUGGGCCACUCACUCCUCGAGCCUGCUCUGCUAUUCAAUAAGAUCAGGGCUAAUCUGAUUGUAACCCUCAACCCCACAUUCCCACCUACCCCUGAUAACCUUUCACCUUUUUAAUCAAGAAUCUAUCUAGCUUUGCUUUAAAAAUAUUCAAUGUUUCUGCUUUCAGGGAGAGAGUUCCAAAGACUCACGACCCUUUGAGAGAAAAAAAUUCUCCUCAUCUCUAUCUUAAAUCCCUUAUUUUUAAACAAUGACCCCCUAGUUCUGGAUUCUCCCACAAGAGGAAACGUCCCCUCCACAUCCACCCUGUCAAGACCCCUCAGGAUCUUAUAUGUUUCAGUCAAACUGCUUCUUACUCUUCUGAACUCCAGCGGACACAAGCUUAGCCUGCCCAACCUUUCCUCAUAAGGUUGUGGGUUCAAGUCCCACUGUAGAGGCCUGAACACAAAAUCUAAGCAGACCCUUCACUGUAGUACUGAGGGAGUGUUAGAGGUGCCCCAUUUUGGAUGGGAUUUUCUGGUUGUCCCUGGAAGGGGCAUUCUAGCUUCACCUGCCUCCACACACCAUUUUUGUUGCAGGCCAUUCCUGGGGGCAGUUUCCAACUGAUGAUACUAUCUUAGGGCAAAGCAAUCUUGCAGUGGGGGCCUCAAGCAUGCCCAAAGGCCCUAAUGCCCACUUCAAUCAUGACUAAAGGUUGUCCUCAUGUUGUUUGCCCUCCCCCCAAAAUGGCGACCAGCAAGAUGGCGGAAUGAGCUCACACUUCCUACCUGCCAUUUUGGGGCCUUUUGUAGUCCAGGUUGUGCCUGGAAAUGGACUGACUAAUUUCUGGAUCAGCGUAUAACAAGGCUAUAAUGACACUGUCAUGAUGACCCUUUGAGAAUUUCCCAUUAAUUUUAGUGGCACUCAGGAAUUCCGUAAGCAGGAACCAUCUGAUCUCGCCACCAUUAAAGGUGAAUGGGGCAGUUGCUGUCAGUAGACAAAAGGCAUUCUGGAGAACCUGCACUCAGCUACUUAACCACAGUGUCCCAGUCAGAUCAGCUCAUGUCAGAGGAGCUACAUCAACUUGCAUAAAGCAAUUUUAGAAUAGGAAUCCCUAUCUUUAGCUUUUUUUCUAGCUUCAAAUACUUAUGGUUAAAAUGUAUGUUGACCUUUCUGUGUUAUGCACAAAAUGGAAGAUAGGCAUUCCAUCCAUAUGAAUCAGGCAUGGGUGUUGCACAAGUGCCCUGACAACACAAGUAGCUGAGUCAGCAUGCUUAAAAUUUACUUCUUAACUUUACCAUUGAACCACAACGUUUGUGUGAAACUUAUCUGAGGGAAAAUGACAUCUGAUGAAAGAUAAGUAGAGAUAAAGAUGCUUCAAAUGUGAAUUAAAUUGUAUUUUAUAUACUGCCUAUUGUGAGGACUUUAAUAAAUGAAAUAAUUGAA